CAGGCAGUGGACGUGUUUGCCCCGGUGCAAUGAUUGAGGUAGACGCUUCCUUCCACGUGCCAGAGAAGUCUGAAUCGCCACUUUUAUCAAGGAGCAAUUCAAGUUACAGUACCGAUGUCGGUUAUGCCUCAGGCUCUGCUGGUUCCUCACCACUACCACCGUCGCCGACCGGGCGGCAGGAGUCAGCAACGAAAUUCGGGCAGGACUUCGUGGAUGGAGCUUAUCCAGUUCCAUUGAUCGUUGUGCGAGACGCUAAUGGCUUUCCGGAGCACUUUCCUCUCCGCAUCCGCAACACCUUUCUUGACAUUAAGACGCCGGGAUCCAACGUGGAAUUGGAGGAACGCAUUGUCCGUUCUUGCCCUGUCAGCAGAAUGGUUUCUGCUUGUUCCGACCGUGAGACAGAUGCAGAUGCAGAGGUAUUUAUCCCAAAACCAAGCGCUGACUUCGAACAAGAUUUCUGUGACACUUUGACAGAGGUUUGGGAAGAUGAGCAGCUACAUCCCGACUUCAAGGAGCCCGAAAGACUGGCGGCCGUGCGGCUACAGCAGGUGCCAGUGAUGUGUCCAGGGCAUCCAGCUACCUGGAUGCAUCAUCCCUUUGCCACAAGACCCGUUCCACCUGGACAGGUGCCCUUCGCGGCGCCAGUAGCUCGGGUUGCCCCAGUCUCCGUGGCGACCCCCUUGGCUGCACCCUUCCAAAUCCCCUGCGUCGCGUCCCCAAUGGUGGCGCCGCCGCAGUUGAGGGCCCCCAACUUCCAGGUGACCAAUGAGCCCCCGCCAGCCCCGUGCUUCUCCCCUGGAGAUUUUGCGAAGGCAGGCACACCCCGAGAUCCAGCGCCGGUCACGCAAGAGGUGGCCAAUGAGCCCCCGCCAGCCCCGUGCUUCUCCCCCGGAGAUUUUGCGAAGGCAGGCACGCCCCGAGAUCAAGCGCCGUCCAAGCAAGAGGCCAGCACUCCACCGCCUCCCGCUACACCACCACAGUGCGAUUUGUCGCUCGAGGCUGGAGAACUUCCAUCGGUGGGCUCGGCAGGCCAUGCGAAUGGCAACUGCAAGCCGUGCGCCUUUCUGUUUAAAGUGCCCACAGAGACCAGUACCAAGGAGGGCUGUGAGAGCGGAAUGAACUGCAACUUCUGCCAUCUCUGCCCACCAGGUGAGAAGAAGCGUCGACGCAAAGUCGAACUGGCCAAGAAAGCUUGAUACGAUGAAGGUAGAUGGUGAGAUGUGAGUGAGUGAGUGACAUUUUGACUGUUUUUUCCAUGCCCGUGGCACUUCGAACCGCUGACAUCCACCGUUUCAGCGGAUAUGUCGCUGGAUUUGCAGCGGUUGCCGGUUGCGUUCUUUAUAUGCGAAAGCACACAUCCCGGCAACGUUUUUGCGCGGAUGUGUCAACAGUUUUGACAUGUUUUGACCAGUUUCAUGGCUUUGGAGAGUGAAACUCUACCAACGCCCGGGUCUUCGUAUGGAGCUUUGGCCCCCAAAGCAAUCGCCGAAAAAGGGCCGAAGUUCAGACCCAUCGAGGUUUGUUGAUUCAUCGAUGAUCAUCGAUGUUCAUGCGCCCAAGGUGCAUGGUCGAGCCGGAAUCGUGUUUCACAGAGUUUCACAGCAGGAGAGGAGGUAUUGGUUUUCUCAUGUUUUCUCCAAGGGUCCCAGAUUCUGC
Molecule: messenger RNA, 1656 nt
Organism: Cladocopium goreaui
Lineage: Eukaryota; Dinophyceae; Suessiales; Symbiodiniaceae
Source: the annotation of a GenBank genome assembly